Messenger RNA from Sinocyclocheilus grahami, 655 nucleotides. Its product is annotated as A disintegrin and metalloproteinase with thrombospondin motifs 20. The transcript is spliced from 2 exons. The record is from RefSeq and is a predicted model, not a curated record. Bases 284 to 655 code for a protein of 123 amino acids. NCBI's taxonomy places the organism in Eukaryota, Metazoa, Chordata, Actinopteri, Cypriniformes, Cyprinidae.
GGCCUCUGCUGUGAGUGUGUGUGUGUGUUUAGGGGGGUGUCCUAUGGAGAGCCAAGGAGCGAAAAAAAAAGCCCGUUGGCACCGAUCCGUGCGGCGCGCACACAUUGAGCACAGAGAGCCACGGCUCCGUGCGCGACAUGAGCGGAUCCGUGCGGGUGUUUUAACGGCAUGACGGCGGAUCGGAGGAGCUGCAGCUGAAGGAGGAGAGCCGGUAGAGACGCUCCAGCCCCGGAGAACCGAAGAGAGGAGCGGCGGAGAGCGAGAGGCAGAGCGCCGGGGAAUCAUGCGGGGUCCUGCGCUCCGGCUGCUGGGUCUCGUGUGGCACCUCUCCGCGCUUUUACGCACCGCGCAAACGUACAAACUCCACCACAAACAAGAGAGCUUCAUCAGACAGCUGUCAGCGUAUGAGAUCAUCACCCCGGUGCGCUUGAAUGAUUUUGGAGAGUCGUUCCCGCACCGGCUGCAUUACCGCAGGAGGAGGCGCAGCGCUGACGCGGAGGUCUCGGGUUCGAGGGCUCAUUACCGGUUUGAGGCGUUCGGUCAGGCGUUUCACCUGAACCUCACGGCUGAUUCUGGAUUCAUUGCUCCGUCUUACACGGUGCUUCAUCUGGGAGAGGAAGAGAAGCAUGGAGACGCUGCAGACCUGCGCCACUAG